Messenger RNA from Ictalurus punctatus (channel catfish), 2156 nucleotides. RefSeq names its product dual specificity phosphatase 14 (gene dusp14). The transcript is spliced from 3 exons. The record is from RefSeq and is a predicted model, not a curated record. Gene Ontology annotation, cellular component: cytoplasm. Gene Ontology annotation, biological process: protein dephosphorylation. Gene Ontology annotation, molecular function: MAP kinase tyrosine/serine/threonine phosphatase activity. The coding region runs from base 354 to 998 and encodes 214 amino acids. Lineage: Eukaryota; Metazoa; Chordata; Actinopteri; Siluriformes; Ictaluridae.
GCAUUAUCAUGUGGAGGGGAGGGCGCCCCGUUCUGGUUGCUGAAGCGUUGACUCUGUUUGCAGAAUCGGACAUUUCUUGUUGUCACACUACACCUCGUCUCCUCAGCAGGCAGCGCCUCCUCUCCGGAUGGAGUUGGUCACAGUGAUCAGUCCUGAAGAGAGCAACCUGAGGCUCAUACACGCUCACGUCUCGCGCGGUGUUUUCAGGCUUCACGCGGAAUCUCGCCCUUUUACCUCAGCGCUUUAAACUGAUUCAGAUCCACCCGAUGGUGAAAUACUGCUCAGGAUGAUGGAGGAUCUCUGAAGAACAAUUUUAUUUACACUUGAAUUGCAUAUUCUCUCUCCCUUCCUCAAUGGGCUCCCGCAGCCAAGGUUUCUUCCACAACCAGCAUCACCACCAUCACCACCACCGCAGCUCCACGAUGCCCAGUCCGGCUGUGCCCAGACUGAUGGCUGAACCGGGCAGCCUGCUCGGUGGCAUUGCCCAAAUCACUCCCACGUUGUUCCUCAGUCGCGGUGCCGUAGCAUCCAAUCGUGGCCUGCUGCUGUCCAAGGGAAUCACAUGUGUAGUGAAUGCCACCAUCGAGCUGCCCAAUUUCAACUGGCCACAUGUGGAGUAUGUAAAGGUUCCACUGGCUGAUGCACCACACUCGCCUAUAGCGCUGUACUUUGACAGCGUAGCAGACAAGAUCCACAGCGUGGGGCGGAAGCGCGGCGCUGUGCUGGUGCACUGCGCCGCUGGUGUGAGCCGCUCUGCCUCGCUCUGCCUUGCCUACCUCAUGAAGUAUCAUGGUGUGUCGUUAGCUGAGGCACACGCCUGGGUAAAGGCUCGACGGCCGGUCAUCAGGCCCAAUGGUGGCUUCUGGCGCCAGCUUAUUGACUACGAGCGCAAACUCUUUGGCAAGACCUCAGUGAAGAUGGUUCAGACGCCGUACGGAGUCAUUCCCGAUGUUUACGAGCGCGAUCGUAGGAACCUGGCACCUUACUGGGGCAUGUAAAGAAAGCAGUGGGGGCUUUUUCAGGAAAAAAAAAAAAAUGGAAGCGGUGAGAGGGAGGAAGACAGACCGGGUUGAGAUUCCAGGUGACAUCAGCAGUGACCGACCCUGAGCUAUUCCUGAUUAGGAAGAUGAACUGGAAGUGGGAGGCUGAAUCAAAGCCUUUAGGGCACUGUAGGGAAGUGAUGCAGGUUUCUUAAUCUGCUCGAUAGUGUGAUGACGUGCCGGUUCUGCUGGCAUUUUCUUCUUUUUUUUUUUUCUGAUGCAGCAAUCUGUUCUCGAUUACUGGUAGCAUUUUCAAGCAUAUUUUUGAACGGGAUUGGUUACUGAAAGUAACUAAAAGCCUCAAAAAGAUUUAAAUGAAUAAAUUAACUAAUAAAAAUAUUAGACUCAUUAUUUAAAUGUGUACAGUAACAUUUUGGCUAUUUAUUAAAGCCAUAGAACCUUUUUAUUCCUGAACUUUCCACCAACACAUAAGGUCCAAGUGAACAUUAUUUAUAGGCUUCUUGUUUUUGCGUUGUUGAGGUUUGGAUUAAACCCAUUUAAGUGAAAAGUCAAACCAGUCUAAAAUAACUAUAAGAACUCAAUAGCCAAAUGUAACAACUUGAUGUGUGGCUUGAUGAUUGAUGGUGGGUUGUGAUUUUCAUGACUGUAACAAACGAAAGAAAUCACAGACCGCACUAAAAGAGAAGCUACUGAAAGAGCGAUCUGCUUUAUGAAAUGAUUUUAAAGGGAAUAAAUAAGCAUCAUCGUGGAUUAGAGAGUUUUGGGAAUCCGAACUAUGGUGCUGCUAAAAAAAAAAAAAUUAAUAAUAAUAAUUUAAAAAAAGACAUUUGGGAGCAGUGUAGUUGUUUUGGUAUAUUUUCUAAUUCAAAUAAUAAAGUCUUUUUUUUUUCAGCUAGAAAUUAUUAGAUCCUUUUGAUACUUUUGCAGUUUUAUUCUUAGUUUACAAAUAAUUAAUUGGGGUUUUUUCCCCCUUAUGAUCAUUUCCUUAUUACACACUAUUUCACAUGAUUACGACUGGAGAAAUGAGCUGGGAAAGUAUUCAAAAUGUUACAUGUAAUUUUGUCGGAUAAGUCAUGGUGUAUGUCAUGAAAUAAUAUAAAAAGCUGAAAAGAUGAAUAAUGAUGUUGAAAUUAAUAAAGUGUUAGAAGAAACAAA